Vitrella brassicaformis is the source of this 2676-nucleotide messenger RNA. The record is from the annotation of a GenBank genome assembly. NCBI's taxonomy places the organism in Eukaryota, Vitrellaceae.
GGUGAAUCCGCCCGUCACAGCGCUGCCCGCCUCUGCCACACAAAGGCACGAGGAUUCUCUCCACCCAUUUCCCCUCCACUCUCCUGUCCCAGCCCCACCGAGCACACCUGCAUCGGCAGCUUCCCCCCUGCCCCACUUGGCGCCGCACCCGACGCAUCCGACGUCUCCCUCUUGCCAGCCUUCUGCUGUUCCUGCCUAGCCCUCUCGGUAUAAAACCGGCCCUCCGGCCUCAUCCGUAGCUCAGAUCGCGGGCCGCUUGACGGGUCGGCGGCGGCCUCUGCGUCGUGGUGGUGCUGGUGCUGGUGCAUGUCCUGCAUGAGGACGGGCACCACCACCCGCCUCAAGACGCCCUCUAGGAUGAAGGCUGUCAGGCCCCAGACCUUGUGGACACCGCCAAGGUAGGCGGGUACCUGGCAAAGACGCGGUGCUCACAUGGCAGGAGGAUGGAAGUGGGAGUGUGCGUGUGUACCGUGUAGGUGCUGCCCCCUCUCGGCAGCUGCUCCAGCGUCUGCAGACUGGGGUCUGUCAGCUGCUCGAUGGACAGAGUGAACACAUCAGCAACCUGACGAAACAAACCACCGACAGAGGGACCAGACAGACCGGCCAGACAGACAGACAGACACACCAUGAGAGUCAUGGGACGCAUGCAUGUGUGUGUCAUAUACGGCUGCCGACCUCGUCGUCGCUUUUUUCUAUCCACAGGAGUUCGCCCACAUCCCGCCGCAGCAGCCCUAUCACGGGAUGGACGAUCGUGCCUGUCACAGCCACCACCUACACACAGGUAUCACGACACACGCGUCAUCGUGGCCAAAUGCGGACGUGAUGGCUGGCGCUUCUCUCUCGGCCACCUGUUCACACGUUCCAAUGAUGGUGAUGUCCCCAAUCCGGCUGCCGAGCUCCUCGUGGGUCUCGCGUAGGGCAGCAUCUAUGGGCGUUUCGCCCCUCUCAAUAUGACCCCCAGGGAACGACACCUAUCACACGCACACACACACACACACACACACCGAUUGAUGGAUAUGAGUGCACGCUGACCAUCAUGCCUCGUGUGUGUUUCCUCACCUGUCCGGGGUGCGAUAUCUUGUCGCUUCGGAGCGUCAGCAACACACUGGCAACACCGUUGCGAUUGCACAGAGGGAUCUGGACACAACCACAACACAAGGGAACACACCAUUGCAUGAUCUGCCUUUGAUCUGUCGGCUGUGAGAGCGUUUGCGCGUUACCAGUACGGCCGCCUGUCGUGGCGGCGGCGUCCGGCCCGCCAGCUUCUCCACACACUUGGCAGCAGUGGGUGUCAGCAAUGGCACCUGAUUCAAAACCAUCACGGACACAGACAAGUGUGUGUGCCGAUCUUUGUCUUGUCGGCCCCCCUGAGUGCCCAGGCUCACCUGGGGCGGGGUGAAUCCCUGGACGAUUUGCGUCAUCGCCUGGGCUUGUUUCGGGCUGAAGGAAACUCGACGCUGGAUACGAGGAAGAGGUGGCAUGGUGCUCAUGCCGCUCUGGCACAUCCGGCGAUGCCACACAAGCAAGCUGAGCUGCAAGCUCAAGUGGCGAUCGGGUUUCUUCGGGGGGGUUGCGUUUCAACGCCUUUUGACCUACUUUUUGGCGUGCGGGUUCUCUAAUCGCCAGCUUCGAUGUGGUGUUGCAAUUGAAUUGCGUGACGCAUGCAUGAACCAUCAGAAUCACCAGACACGAUAUAAAAAGUAGGCACCGAUGUAUACGGAGCUGCCCCACCAGCCAUCUAUCCAUCCAUCCAUCCACUCAUCCAUCCAUCCAUCCAUCCACUCAUCCAGCCAGCCAGAAACACCGCACCACGCACCCUGACACACACACCCCUUUCCUAUCCAUCCUCGGCCCACUGGCGGCAUCGAGGAGGAAGGUCGGCGGCGGCCUCCGCCGGGCCGCCUUUGGGCACGCCGGCGGAAUGGGUAGCGGUGCUUGGCGUACUUCUCGUCGAUCUGCAUCGGCCGGUUCCAAUACGUCACGUGUGGUGCGUCCUCCAUGGGUGCGUCUGGGACAGCAGCGGCACUGCAUUCACACAUCACAAUGGACCCCAAACACGAUCGAUGUGUGAAAAUCUCGCGUGUGUGUGUGCUCCUCCCUCCCUGCCUUGCUGUGUGUGUCGCCUCACCCGGCUGCCAUGUCCUGGUUGCGGCGGGCGGCUCGUUUGCGGUGCAGCACCUGAUCCAGGGGCUCGUCCUCCUCGUCACGCUUGCGCUUGCCCCCGCUGCCCCUGCCCUGGUCAACACCACCCGCAUCACCCGCCCCGUCGGCACCAGGAGCAGCGCCGCCAAUGUCGGCAGCACCCUCCGCCAUGUCGGCAUCCGCCCCGUCAACACCAGCCCCAGCCUCGUCAACACCAUCUGCAACAGCCAUGUCGGCAUCGGCCUCCGCACCAGCAGCGAAGCCCAUGUCGGCCUCCCCGGCCUCCCCUGGUCCCUCGGCACCCUCUCCGUCGUCUGCCACUGCGGCCAUCUCCUGGUCCUGGUCGUGAUGUUGGGGGGCGGGUGGGGGAGGGGGCGGGUUGGCGGCGAUCUCGCGCGCCUCGACGUUACGCAGCACCACGAUGGCGUCCUGGGCCUGGUAGGACUCGAUGUUGUAGGCGCCAGGUGGGAAGGCGGCCUCUCGGAUGGGCUGGUCCUUCUCUAUCAGGUGGCGGACGUCAUCCACAAAGUUCAU